Molecule: messenger RNA, 2259 nt
Organism: Phanerochaete carnosa HHB-10118-sp
Lineage: Eukaryota; Fungi; Basidiomycota; Agaricomycetes; Polyporales; Phanerochaetaceae
Exons: 5
Coding region: 1-2259 (752 amino acids)
Biological process (GO): intracellular magnesium ion homeostasis; magnesium ion transmembrane transport
Cellular component (GO): plasma membrane
Molecular function (GO): magnesium ion transmembrane transporter activity
Source: RefSeq, a predicted model, not a curated record
AUGGCUUCUCCCCCGGACAAUUCCUCUGUCCUUUCUGGCACCCUCUCGUCAUCCCCUAAGACAAUCCGAGGCAAUUCUGAGCAUUCGCACUCGCCUGUGCGAACUCGAAAUAGUGCUGCCGAUGACGACCUCAUCCCGCGAGCACGGAUGUCGCCGACCUUGAACCGGUCAUUCAACUUCAACGACCCAGAUGUCAGAGAACGGCAGCGUGCAAUGGAUGCUGACAUGGCCAUGCACCUCUCGCGAGCACGAAGCAACACCAUCGGUGUGUCGCCCUCAGCCAUCACUCCCCCGCCCAUCCCACGACCAUCAGGGGAGCGCGAGGAUACCAUCUUCUCCGCGCUUUCGAGGCAGGAAGAGCAAGACCUGACACUGGCCAAAGGCGUGGCGCACGUUCAUGGCGAGCAAGAUGAAGCGCCAGACACCUUCCAGCACACAGGUCCAGGGCCGGAGACGCAGCUAAACCAUCUUAGUGCCGGCCAUGAACCAUCUCUACUCGUUUCGAUUGUCGGACCGGAGCGCGAGCAGGAUGACACGGGAGGUCUGCCCAUGUAUCAGGCGAGUACUCUUACAGAGCAGCAGCAGUACGACUUUUCGCUCCUCGAGUCGUAUGCGCGUGAGGAGAAAACUCGCCUAGGCAUUCACUCUCCUACAUCCCCGAGUCCGCCAGAAGGCCCGCUGUCCAGCAGUCAGACGACAGCCAGCACCGUCCUGCAGCAAGAUGGCUCGAACGGCAUUGGGGACUUCGCCAUGCCCAUGCCUGCUCCCAGAGCACGGCAGCGCAAACUCAGCCAAAGCAAACCCGGCCCACGCCGUGCAAAAAUGGCACUUUUUGAGCACAACGCAGGCGGACCACCACCCGCUUUGAGCUAUCGACCGUCACUUAGCGGUGGAGGUCAGAUUCUCAGCGCCGUUCCCUCCUAUGACAACCUUCCCGCCACCAAUGCGCCCGACUUCGGAAGGCAGCAUACCGGCGGCUCGGGUCACGAUAGACCAUAUCGCUUCUCAUUCUACUCGAAUGCUCUGUCAGCCACAAUCCACGCGCGGAGCCUCAGCGAGCUGCCUGCAGAAGACCAGACGUUCGAGGACUUGUUCACAGGCCUGAAUAACUCGGAAAUUCGCCCGGAAGGAGGGAAUAUCUCGCGGCCUGGAACCAGCAUGGGUUUCCAUGGAAAUGGUGUGUCGCAUAGACCGGGAGGCGUCAUGUCACCGAAUCCUUCAUCGCAUCCCCCUGUACAUCCAUCUGGGCUUUCAAAAAUGGCGGGUAACGAGUUACGAAAUCGGACGAAUACCAUGAAUGGACCAGGGAUGUCGAAUGUGGAUGGGAACACGUGGUGGUUGGAUGUACAAUCACCGACAGAUGAGGAGAUGAAGCUGCUCAGCAAGGUAUUUAGCAUACAUCCGCUGACCACUGAAGAUAUUCAGAUGGAGGAAACUCGCGAGAAGAUUGAGCUCUUCAGGAAUUACUACUUCGUAUGUUUCCGCAGUUUUGAGCAAGACAACCUCAGUCCGACAUAUCUCGAACCGUUGAAUAUGUACAUCAUCGUCUUCAGGGAAGGCAUUCUCUCAUUUCACUUCCGUCCAACGCCUCACCCCCAGAAUGUCCGCCGCCGCAUCAAGCAGCUUAAGGACUACAUCAGCGUGACAUCCGACUGGAUAUCCUAUGCCCUCAUCGAUGAUAUCACGGAUGCCUUCGGUCCGCUCAUUCAGGGAAUCGAGUAUGAGGUCGACAGUAUUGACGAGCUCGUGCUGAUCCUCAAAGAGGCGGAGCAGAGCGACAUGUUACGGAGGAUAGGGACCUGCCGCAAGAAGGUCAUGGGUCUUCUGCGACUAAUGGGCAACAAAGCGGACGUCGUGAAGGGCCUUGCGAAGCGGUGUAAUGAAAAUUGGCGCGUCGCGCCAACGUCGGACAUCGGACUCUACCUCUCGGAUAUCCAAGAUCACCUGAUUACGAUGACGCAGAACCUGAAUCAUUACGAGAAGAUCUUGUCGCGGUCGCACAGCAACUACCUCGCCCAGAUCUCGAUCGAGAUGACGGACGCCAACAACCAGAUCAACGAUGUCUUGUCGAAGCUGACUGCGCUCGGUACGGUGCUCAUUCCCAUGAACUUGGUGACCGGUCUCUGGGGAAUGAACGUGCAUGUGCCCGGUCAGGAUGACAUGACGUCAUAUAUAUGGUUCGGUUCUAUUGUCGGCGUCCUCGCCGCAUUUGCAGUAAUUGCGGGAUGGGGUACAUACAAGCUCAUGAUCGGACGGUAG